AAUUUUGAUUAUACUUUGAUCAACUCUAAUUAAUUGAAUUAAUCGGAGUUAGUCGAAGUGGGGCGUACACAAGAGUCAUGAGAAUAUCAAUUAUUAUUGAUUUAUCUACAUAAUAUCGAUUGUUCGAUACUUGUGACAUGAUUAUUAACUUUAGAGCUUUGUCAGCAGUUCGCAGGUUUCUUCUACGAGGAACGGUUCUAUCUGUAUCUCCCGAAAAGCUCUGGCAAGAGAAUCGCGCAAGUAUCUGGUCUCGGAUUGCGUCCCCUCGUUAUCGUCGCGCAACCCCCGUGCGCCUCCCACUUCGGCAGCAGGAAAACUUGCCGGGAACGAAUUCAGGGUUGACGAUGCAGCGCGGCGCGACGCGACGCGGAGGAAAGCUUCGAGCGGCUCGGGCGACGAGUGUCCACCACCUGGUCCCCUCCACUCCAUCCCUGCAGGUAAUCGCGAGCGUCUACCGUGCUCGAGGUGGUGGGCAACGCGCGCGCGGUGGUGGCUACAAGGCACCAGGGCUCCCUUCUUUGUUGCCGUUCUGCUAGAAAGGUGACUAUGCCAUGAAGACAGGCGGCAUCGUGCACGCCUCGCGUAUAUACCCGCAGUCACCUUUCUCUCCUCGUGACCGUAGCAUACGUUCUGGCGACGUCCAUGGCGCACUCGCGGCUCUGAGUUAAACGGCGCUGCAUUGCUGCUGCGGCACGAUCGCUCGUAGGCUCGCUCGUCGGCGCGCUCGUCGGAGGGAAAACGAAGGGAGGAAGGAAAUUUAAAAAAAAAAAAGAAAAAAAAACGGAGAUUCGAAGUUAGGAUCGAUCCGCGAGAUCAAUUCGCGGGUAAUAAUCGAGUCCCGUGGAUCCCUCCUCCUCCCGAGACGCCGUGAGCGAGUUACAAAUUCCCGCGCCGGUUUCGCGCCUACCUUUGGUGCGGUCGGGGUGUGUGAGAGUCCGCGCGCACCAAAGGGGAAGAAGAGGAUAAGCGCGGCCGCGCGAUCGUCCCCCCUGGUCUACCAACGACACCGACGACGUGUCGUCGUGAUUCCUACGCCAGCGACCAACGACCACGAGGGAAGAUGAUAAUCGUGAGCAGCGUGCUGCUGAUUCUGGCGGUCGUGUCGAGAGUGGGAUGCCAACGGAACACUCCGAGAAGCGCGAGAGCUAGCAGAAAUGAGGCAGUCCUGGAGUUCGAGUGCCCCGAAGAAUUUGGAUACUAUCCUCAUCCGCGCGAUUGCACGCAAUAUUACGUGUGCGUUUUCGGCGGCGCCCUGCUAGAAUCCUGCACGGGAGGCCUCAUGUACAGCCACGACCUGCAGACGUGCGAUUGGCCGCGAAACGUAGGCUGCCCGGAAGGUGAUUCGUCCAACAAGGAGGCCGAGGAGGAUCCUCUACUGGAGAGAUCCGCGAAACACGAGACGCAACAGCAACAACGGCAGCAGCAACAGUUACGAGAUCAGCAGCAACAGCAGCAACAACAACGACCGAUUCAGAGACAACCGAUCACGACCGCGUCGCCGCCGGUUUCGCAGAUCACCGAGAGGCAACUGAGGCAGCGACAGCACUCGAGGACAAAUUACCACGAAGACGAGUACGGUCCCGCCUCGGAAAUCGAGAACGAUCGGCAGCAGCGGGUGUACCGGGGACAACCUUCGACGAUCGGCCAGGUGCAGCGCGAUCGCGACGGUCUGCGACGGAACAUAAUAUCGGAAAGAGAGAAGGACAGCCUGGUAAGCGCACGUGCCCAAGCCGAGUCUCAUUACAGAACGCCAGUUCCGACUACCGAGUCACCGAGACUCGCUAAAACAUUGGCCUCGACCGUGGCACCAGUCUUGUCCAAGGCUUACUACAGCGAUCCAGAUCAGAGUUAUCCGUAUUACACGAUUUAUGACGACGACGUUUCUAUUUAUAAAGACGACGAUUACAAUCAGUAUACCAUCAACCAGACAGUGCCAGUGCAGCAGCCAAACGUGAGAAUUAGCGAGGUAAACACGAAACAGUAUCAGAAGCCGAAGAAGGUCGCCGUGAACGAGGCGGACAAAUAUAAUCUGAAUCACGACGUGCAUGACUACGAUAUCUAUGAGAAUCAGGCUCAGCUGAACAAGAACAAGUUCCGCAUUUCUGACGGUCAACAGUUCAGGACGAACGUGCUCAGCCAUCCCGUGGUCCACGUGACGACGCCGAAUGUCAUCGUGGACACCUUUAUACCGCUGACUACGAGCACGCAGACUCCCAGCACGACCGGCAGACCUUACACCAUCAAUGCACCGAGCCGAGGUCGGCCGCAGCAGAUCCAUCGGGGCACGGCGCCGCCGCGGUCUCGGCCCACCUUGAAGCCAUCCACCGAGAUAGUUUCGAAGGCACAGGAGUUCGUUGACAUCUACAGGUACCCUCCGGUGAGACCGGCGACGAUCUACCCGACGCCUCAGGUAGACAAACCGGCGGCGAAGUGUCGCAGGGAUGUCUGCCUGCUUCCAGACUGCAGCUGCGGCGGCUCCGAUAUACCAGGUGGUAUUCCGAACGAGCAGACGCCGCAGAUCGUUCUGCUCACUUUCGACGACGCCGUAAACGACCUUAACAAACCCUUGUACAGCGAGCUGUUCGAAAACGGCCGUAAGAAUCCGAACGGCUGCCCGAUAUCGGCGACAUUUUACGUCUCGCACGAAUGGACAGACUAUAGCCAGGUGCAAAAUCUCUAUGCAGACGGCCAUGAAAUGGCGUCUCACACGGUCUCGCACAGUUUCGGCGAACAAUUUUCGGCGCGAAAGUGGGCGCGAGAGGUUGCUGGGCAGCGUGAAAUUCUGGCUGCGUAUGGAGGCGUCAAGCUGGAGGAUGUCAGAGGAAUGAGGGCGCCCUUCUUAUCGGUCGGAGGGAACAAUAUGUUCAAAAUGCUCUGGGACACAAAUUUCACGUACGAUUCCUCCAUGCCCAUCUAUGAGAACCGACCACCAAGUUGGCCGUAUACGCUGGAUUACAAGCUCUUCCACGACUGCAUGAUACCGCCCUGUCCCACGAGAUCCUAUCCAGGAUUGUGGGAAGUUCCUAUGGUAAUGUGGCAAGAUCUCAAUGGAGGUAGGUGCUCCAUGGGAGACGCCUGCAGUAAUCCACCGACUCCGGAUGGCGUAUACAAGAUGCUCAUUAAGAACUUCGAGAGGCAUUAUACUACUAAUAGGGCGCCUUUCGGCCUGUUCUAUCAUGCCGCAUGGUUUACUCAGCCGCAUCAUAAAGAAGGCUUUAUAUCAUUUCUCGACACCAUCGUCGCGAUGGACGACGUAUGGGUAAUUACCAAUUGGCAGGCCAUACAAUGGAUCAGGAAUCCAACGCCUUUGGCGCUUCUGCAUACAUUUGAACCCUUUGGAUGCCAUUAUCCGGACCGACCCAAGAAGUGCAACAAUGCGAAGGUCUGCAAUCUUUGGCACAAGAGUGGGGUGAGGUACAUGAAGACUUGUCAAGCAUGCCCGGACAUUUAUCCUUGGACAGGCAAGACCGGUAUACGUAGCAGUCGCAUCGACAACGAAGUCGACGCCCACGAAUGAGUUACACGGAAGGAAGCUUCAAACUUCGUUACGAUCGGGGAGAAUCCCGUCGAACGAGCAGCCGACCCGGAUAACGCGAAUAUCUAAAAGACGCGAUCGAGAUACUUAAACGAGAUCUUAAUCUUCCAGACGUGGGAGUUUCUUGGACGUCCGAGAGAAGUUCCCUUAAUCUCUCAGACGUCCUGGAAACAUCCGAAUCUUUCGAACGCAUUUUAGAUGCAUUUUAAACGUAUAUUUAGACUUAGACAUCUUUUGGACUUUCGCAUUGUUUGGGAAGCAUUGGUAACGCGCGAGGGAAGACACUCUUCUGUUCGAGUAGGUAACUUCAAGUAUUACACGCGCGUGUCCGAACGGAUACACAUUCGGGCCGAGUACGCCGAUGCAAGUUUUAUGCUGACAAUGAGUAGGAUCUCGUAAGGUUCUCGUUUAGCGCCGAAUCAGGUCAGAAUCGCGCCCACAAUUAUAUGUACCGAACUUUCAAAUGAAUCAAGUUAUUGUUAAAUUCGUCAACUGGUAUUUGUAACUAAACGUAAAUUUUGUUACUAGCAAUAGCUUGGAAUUUGUUCCGAGAAGGAAAAAGUAUUUAAAAAAUAUUUUGUAUAAAUUUACACGUAGAUCAUUUUAUCCAGCUAAAUCUUUUUCAUAACCGAUUGUGAGCUGAACGGUGAGUUGAUAUUGAAAAUGAAGCGAUUGUCUCGGAGAGUGAUAUAUAUAUAUAUAUAUAUGCGAUACCGAAUUAGUUAAAUUAAAUUAAAUUAAACAUAUUAUCGCAAUACUAAAAAGACCGCGUGUGUAGUAAAAUCAGAAAAUAUUUUAAGCGCAUCUAUUUUUCCUUGUUCUACAUCUUUAAAGUCGAGCGAAAAAAGGAUCGGUCAAAAUCGAUCAAUCAAACACAUUUUUCUUUUCGUUUUCCCUUUUCAUUUCACCUUUCUCCGAAACUUUUCAUUUAUCUUUCGCGAUCUCUUUGGUCCCUUUUUUCUAAACUUUCUUUGUCCCCUUUUCCUUUAGCCUAUUUCCUUUCUUUUUAUCUACAUCUUCUUUUUUUAUUGGAUUCGCAAACACCCUUGGCGUACUCGGCCAAAUUCGGCCAAAUAGAGCAAUUAAUUAAAUCGCAAUACGUAAUAAUUAAUCGUUGAGUUGUAAGUGUAAACGUCGGUCGCCGGAAAUAUUUCGUAUUUAAGCAUAACUCGCGAGAUCGAGAUUCAUCAUGCGCGGAGGUCACUUUAUGGAAAACAAAAAUAGGAAAGAAAAUUACACCUCGACGAAGAAUCAUGCGCACGAGGGGAUCGUCGUGUUUAGAAACGUAAAAAUGUAAUAUGCCUUUAAUAAAUAAAUAUUUCGCUAGAAUAUCUCUUUUCCGUUUUUAAUCAACAUCUAUGCAGAUAAUCGCGAUAAAUUAAUAUGAUAUAAUAAUGUGCUAGGUAAAAGAUCGUACUUUUUCAUUUCAUUUGUUAUAAAUGUGUUGGUAAAGGAUAAAAGAUAGUGGACCAGAUAUCGAUGUCAAAGUUACAAAUAUACUGCCAAGGCACGCUUUCUGUCGAUCCAACGUACUCCACCCAGUAUUGCGCCAUAUUAUUAUAAAUUAUCUUCCUCCACGUCUGCAAUAAAAGGUUUAUCGGACCGAUAAAAACAUUUAUUUACCCACUAUCAUCAUUUAUUCGCCAAUAUUGCCAUCGAGGGUUAAUUAAUUGGAAAUUUAAGAUCUAAUUUCAUUUAUUUUAUUUACCAACUAAUAAAAACUAAUUACGUUUCAUCAAAUUACCCUUUCGUUUUGCAUGAUCCAUGCCAUCAUCAUUUGGUUUUCUUGUAGGGUCGCGAAUUUCUGUGCUCUGUACAAAUAGAUUCGCGUACUCGAUUUCCGGUUCCAAAGAACAUUCAAGUAUGCUAUCAGCAGAUACAAACGUGGUUUUAUGACUUUUGCAUGCUUGGAAAUGUUCUUGAGGCAUUUGAUAAUUUUGGAGAUAUCGUUAGUCAGAUUCGAUAGUUCGUGCUUUGAAUUGAUGUAGCGUAGCAAUAACAACAGAUAACACUCGAGCCCCUAAAAAAAAGUGCAUUAAUGCGCUGCAUUAAAACAAAAUCAUUUUUUUCCUAUUCUCUCUUAGACAGGAAGAUAUAAAGAACAUAUUAUUUAUUAUAAUACACAAGUAAUCAAUAAUAUUAGGUGUGCAAAUUAAUUCAGUGUUUUAUGAUUUAAACACAAACUUUUUUCGAUGAGAUUCAAAAUUUAUUCAUAUGAGGUCAAGUGCAAGUUUACAAUGCUCAAAAUAAUUUCUAUUAUUUUCUAUGACUUUAUUUCAUUUAUCGAGCAGCUCACGAAUACCUUUGCGGAAAAAAACUUGAUGAUUCUGACUCGAGAUAAAAUCAUCAAUAAGUACAUCCAGAUGCAUUCUUACCUUUAGAUCUAACGAAUCAUCUUCAGUUUCUACUUCGCCGCUUAGUGAACGGUUGCGCAUCUGGACGCACUCGCGUACAAAUCGCAAAAGGACAAGAAAAUAUUUAAUUUUAAAACAGAGUUUUAAAGCAUCGUAUGUAAAGGCGCCGAAUUAAUUUUUUACACCUAAUACAUACAUAAGAUACAAUUUAGUUUUAUUUUCGUACUGUAGUAUUAUAGUUGCAACAGCGUUCUUUGUUCGCAAUUGCCUUGUCUAUUCGUUUAUUUCUCGUGGAUAUUGCACUCGUAAACAGUAAGAUUAUUAUUAUUAUUAUUACUACAUUUGAUCAAGCGUAUAUUUAAUAUAGGAUACAGAUUUUUUUUAUAUGGCACAUUUGUUAUAAAUCAUAAAUUGUUAAAAAUUAUUUUUGAGAAUAAAAUAAGAUAAUUGACAGAU
Messenger RNA from Solenopsis invicta (red fire ant), 6345 nucleotides. RefSeq lists its product as uncharacterized. The record is from RefSeq and is a predicted model, not a curated record. Gene Ontology annotation, biological process: carbohydrate metabolic process. The transcript is spliced from 16 exons. Lineage: Eukaryota; Metazoa; Arthropoda; Insecta; Hymenoptera; Formicidae. Gene Ontology annotation, molecular function: chitin binding; hydrolase activity, acting on carbon-nitrogen (but not peptide) bonds. Bases 1061 to 3517 code for a protein of 818 amino acids. Gene Ontology annotation, cellular component: extracellular region.